CCUCUUUAUUACUAGUGGUCCCCAUCCAUCAUUAGGCCUGCUAUACCCCUAAAACGAAGGAGCAGUGUUGGGCGUCUGCAGUUGUGCAAGUAGUAAAGAUGGCGACUCUGUACACUCCCCGUGAUUUCUGGAGGUCUUACCCAAUCCUCAUCUCGGCUCAGUAUAGCGGGGCCCGGAUAACGGUGGACCCUUCCUUCCCUGGCUUUAAAGGGGAGGACAGCAGGGAGACGGACUGCUUCCUGUCUGACUUCCCUCUAAGAAAGGUACCUACUUUUGUGGAAAAUGGCUUCUGGAUCCAGGAGGCCAGUGCCAUUGCUAAUUAUGUGGCCAGUGAUGUGCUUCGUGGAAGCGGCCCUCAGGACCAGGCCUUGGUGCAGCAGUGGGUCAAUCUCGCCGAGGGGGAGAUCGUUCCCUCCAUGGCCACCUGGGUCUACCCAGCAAUGGGCAGGGCCGCCUACAGCGAGAAGGCCAGCGAGAAGGCGAAGGAGGUGCUCCUGGGACUCCUUUCUGUGCUCAACCAGCACCUCCUCCCGCGGACCUACCUGGUUGGAGAUGCGGUAACGCUGGCGGACAUCUCUGUGGCCUGCGCCCUCCUCCUGCUCUUCACACAGGCGAUGGAACCCUCGAUGCGGCAGGUGUACCUGAACGUGACGCGCUGGUUCUGCACCUGUGUCCACCAGCCCCAGUUUCACGCCGUGCUUGGGGACGUGGUGCUGCGUGAGACUGCAGCAGUCCCAGGGAAGCUUGACGCUACCCCAGCAAGCUCUGAGAUCCUGAAGGCCCCCCAGCAGGAGGAAGUGAGUGUGAAGCAGCAGCAGCAGCAGGAGGAGGUGCCGCAGCAGCAGCAGGCAGAGGAGCAGAAGCAGCAACAAGUGGAGGAGCAGGAGGACCAGAAGCAGCCGCAGGUGGGGGAGGAGCAGAAGCAGCCGCAGGUGGGGGAUGAGCAGAAGCAGCCUCAGGUGGAGGAGGAGCAGAAGCAGCCGCAGGUGAAGGAGGAGCAGAAGGAGCAGCCGCAGGUGAAGGAGGAGCAUAAGGAGCAGCCGCAGGUGGUAGAGGAUCAGAAGCAUCUGCAGGAGAAGCCACAGGUGAAGGGGGAGCAGAAGGAGCAGCCGCCGGUAGAGGAGGAGCAGAAGCAGCAGCCGCAGGUGGAGGAGGAGCAGAAGCAGAAGCAGCCGCAGGUGGAGGAGGAGCAGAAGCAGAAGCAGCCGCAGGUGGUAGAGGAUCAGAAGCAGCCGCAGGUGGAGGAGGGCCUGGAUGCUACUGAAGAAGCUCUAGCAGCUGAACCCAAAGCCAAAGACCCCUUUGCCUCUCUGCCCAAGAGCUCCUUUGUGCUGGACGAGUUCAAGCGGACGUACUCGAACGAGGACACCCUGAAGGUGGCGCUGCCGUACCUGUGGGAGAAACUGGACCCCAAUGGCUGGUCCCUCUGGUACUGCGAGUACAAGUACCCUAGUGAACUGAGUCGGGUGUUCAUGAGCUGUAACCUCAUCACAGGAAUGUUCCAGAGGCUGGACCGCCUGCGUAAGCAUGCCUUUGCCAGCGUGGCCCUGCUGGGUGCGGACGGCGAUAGCUCCAUCUCCGGCGUCUGGCUCCUCCGCGGGCAGCGGCUGCCCUUCGAGCUGUGUGAGGACUGGAAGGCGGACUACGAGUCCUACUCCUGGAGGAAGCUGGACCCUGGCAGCGAGGAGACCCGCACCUUGGUGAGGGAAUACCUGAGCUGGCAGGGAGACUUCAAGCAUGUGGGCAAGACUUUCAACCAAGCCAAGAUCUUCAAGUGAAGCUCCAAUGAUAUGCACCUCCAACCAGAGAAGCAGUGCCUUUGUGUGGCGUAUUGUCCGGGAUUACCCAGCCUGCCCUGCUGUAAUGCUUGCCUGAGCAGAAUAUUACACAGGUCCUUGUCAUGGUAUGCCACAGUGUGUGAUUUGUGUCAUGGAUUGUAGAUCUAGUCGGUUUGAUUUUUGCUGCUGUGUUCUCUGGUCAAGGUCAGAGCAUAAACGGCAAGUGAAUUCCCCCCUGAUGGUCACAUGACCCUCAGAUUUGACGCUGAUGUUUUGUAUGUAUUAAGUGCUGAAAGACCUGAAGCAACUUCUCAGCCCUGACCGUCAUGUAACUGAAUGUCCUCUUCCACUGCUGUGUUAAUAAAGUGAAACUGUAUUGGGCUGUA
This is a messenger RNA of Anguilla anguilla (European eel), 2164 nucleotides long. Its product is annotated as elongation factor 1-gamma-like. The record is from RefSeq and is a predicted model, not a curated record. Gene Ontology annotation, cellular component: cytoplasm; nucleus. NCBI's taxonomy places the organism in Eukaryota, Metazoa, Chordata, Actinopteri, Anguilliformes, Anguillidae. Bases 99 to 1778 code for a protein of 559 amino acids. Gene Ontology annotation, biological process: translational elongation. The transcript is spliced from 13 exons. Gene Ontology annotation, molecular function: translation elongation factor activity.